UGUAGGGACUGAGGGAGGCACAGGUUGGAGAAAGCGGUGUCUGAACGCUGAUUGGUCACUUGUCAGGGCUGUUGAUUCAGUCUUCCUCCAGGCUUUAGACAGAUAAGAUAAAGGCCAUAUAAAAUGACAAGGAUGCGCAUCCAUCCCUCACUGUCAGUUGCGCCUCCACCUGCAGCAAUAACAAGGACCACAAGCCGUCUCCUCGUCCAGGCUUCAGCAGAUGAAGUAAGUGUGAGUACUAUAAGUCAUGGGGGUCGUUUUGGUUACUUUGUACUGUGUUUUAAAGUGCAACGCACGGUAAAAAAAAAAUUGCCUAAUUAUGAAAGCAAGUAAAACUGGUGGGAUCAUAAACUUGUAAAUUUUAAUAUAAAUGUAUUGUGUUUGUUCCAGUCUUCCUCAUGACGUCUUGUUUUUCAUUUUAUCUCCUGGCUUCCGUAUGGUCAACCACAAACUCCAUGUUUUAUUUCAACCUUUACUUUUUCUCCAUUUAUUUAUUUAUGUUUUACUUUUUUCAUGUUUACUGUUUUUCUACUUUAAUUUACUUUUUACUCUCUCCAUCAUCUUCAUUUUCUUUCCAUUUUGUUUUGGUGUUCUCUUCACAUCUUCCCGCUCUUUCUCCUGUCUCCUUCUUCUAGGAUUUCUUCAUAUUUUUAUAUUUCUCUCUUCCAUAUCACUUUUUACAAAGCAUUCAUCAUAGCACAUCUCACAGCAGUCCAUUAGUCAUUUCAUUUCACUCUGACUUUCACUGUUUCUUUUAAAUAAUCCAGCCACAGUAUUAUUGAUAUUUCCCUGCCUACAGGAUGUCUCCUGCAGCACAGUGUGAGGCUGACGGCACACACACAUGUAUCCAUGUCAACAAAGACUCAUCUGGUGAAAGAAUGGAGUCUGUACUUUCAACCAGACAUACAGAGCAAAGAACUGGAUGGCACCGGGGAGGACCCCGGGGUCGACGCAGAAUGAAAGCCAACGACAGAGAGCGCGACCGCAUGCACAACCUGAACUCUGCCCUGGAUGCGCUGAGACGCAUCCUGCCAGCACUGCCUGAAGACGCAAAGCUGACCAAGAUAGAAACUCUGCGCUUUGCCCACAACUACAUCUGGGCCCUAACAGAGACGCUGCGUAUGGCUGAGCAGCGAGGACACGCUGCAGACUAUCUGUCAGCAGUGUCGGGUCUGAGGAGUCCAACAGAGUCUGAAUAUGGGUCCUCAGGGGACAUGGACCCAAACUGUCCCUACACAUCAUUACAUGACCACAGAUGUGACAUCAUGACAGCGGGCCAAUCCUUUUAUUACACUUCUAUGUGGUAACUAUGAUCUCCAAACUUUGGACCACGGAUUUAGUCGGUCAGCCUCACAAAAGCUAAUAUUCCAGAAUGAAUUCAUGGUCUUUAUCUGAACAUGUAAUUGAUUUGUUAACAGAGGAACAAAAACAACCUUUGUAAACAUGAUUUUAAGAUCCUUGGAAACACCUGGGUUCAUCAUCUGAUCAUCU
This is a messenger RNA of Cynoglossus semilaevis (tongue sole), 1491 nucleotides long. It is a transcript of the gene neurog3, whose product is annotated as neurogenin 3. Bases 801 to 1307 code for a protein of 168 amino acids. The record is from RefSeq and is a predicted model, not a curated record. Lineage: Eukaryota; Metazoa; Chordata; Actinopteri; Pleuronectiformes; Cynoglossidae. Gene Ontology annotation, biological process: sensory organ development; axon development; positive regulation of transcription by RNA polymerase II. The transcript has a single exon. Gene Ontology annotation, molecular function: DNA-binding transcription factor activity, RNA polymerase II-specific; protein dimerization activity; E-box binding. Gene Ontology annotation, cellular component: nucleus.